This is a messenger RNA of Salvia hispanica, 1988 nucleotides long. RefSeq lists its product as uncharacterized. NCBI's taxonomy places the organism in Eukaryota, Viridiplantae, Streptophyta, Magnoliopsida, Lamiales, Lamiaceae. Gene Ontology annotation, molecular function: ATP hydrolysis activity; ATP binding; ATP-dependent DNA damage sensor activity. The record is from RefSeq and is a predicted model, not a curated record. Gene Ontology annotation, biological process: recombinational repair.
GCAUUAUCCCUAUAAACCCUAAUCCCCAAAUUCAACCUUUACUGAUUACUGUAAUUUCUACUGAACUAAUGCAAGCUCUCGACAUGCUUACACUCCGAUCACUCCACCUCUACAGAAACCUCCGAUUCCUCUCAGUCCAAAGCCGUAAUUACCCCCAGUUCCCCAAAAAAAUCCACUCCACUCCCCAACGUCAAUUUCCAUCCACCGCCGCUGCCGAUGAACCCAACACAUACGGCUGGUCCGCCCUCCCCAAACCUCCCGCCGACUCAUCUCCUCAACAAUCUCCCUCCGUUCAGACUGUCUACGACCCCGCCACCGGCCGUCACGGCGCCAUAGAGCCCGAAUCCGGCGGCGCAAAGGCUGAAGCUAAUCCAAUUUCGGAAGUCGGGAGCAGAGUGUACGGAGACGUGAUAGGAAGCAGCAGUAGUGCUAGGAGCAGCAUUAAGAAGAAGAAGAGCCGGAGCGUUCAUGUCUGCUCGAGCUGCGGGUACUCGGAUGGGCAGUGGUGGGGCACGUGCAAGCAGUGCGGGGAAGUCGGCACAAUGAAGCGGUUUGCGACCGAGAGCGCGGGCCAGAAGGUGACCGGGAUGAGGGUGUCGGAUAAUGCCGUGCGGUCGUGCCCUGUUAAGUUGACUGAUGUUUAUGGACGGGUUGACAGUUCGAAUUGGCGAAUUCCUCUAAAUGGUGAGUUUGGUGAUGAAGUGGAGAGGGUGCUUGGUGGAGGUUUAGUCCCAGGUUCGCUAGUAUUAGUAGGUGGAGAUCCUGGUGUUGGUAAAAGCACACUAUUGUUACAGGUUGCUGCUUUGAUAGCAGAAGGGAUUGGCCGAGUUUUAUAUGUAUCCGGGGAAGAGAGUGUUGAGCAAAUUGGGAAUAGAGCUGACCGUCUUUGUAUUGAGACUGAAGAGCUUUUUUUGCAUUCAAGUACCGACAUCGAAGAUAUUCUAGAACAGGCUCAGCGUCUUUCUCCAAAGGCUUUAGUUAUUGAUUCUAUUCAGACAGUAUAUUUAACAGGAGUGACAGGAAGCUCUGGAGGCGACGUACAGGUCAAAGAGUGCACUUCAGCCUUACAAAGGUUUGCUAAGAAGACAAACAUCCCCGUGCUUUUGAUUGGUCAUGUCACCAAAACCGGAGAUAUAGCUGGACCUCGCGUGCUGGAGCACAUCGUGGAUGUAGUUUUAUAUUUGGAAGGGGAGAAAUUUUCAUCACAUCGGUUACUUCGAUCAGUGAAGAAUCGGUUUGGCUCCACUGAAGAGCUUGGAGUUUUCAAAAUGUCACAGUCAGGCCUGCAAGGAGUUUUAAAUCCCAGCGAGAUGUUUUUAGCUGAUCCGCACUCUGAUUCAGACUAUUUAGCUGGCUUGGCUGUAGCCGUGAUUAUGGAUGGGUCUCGAGCAUUCCUCAUCGAAGUCCAGGCAUUAUGUGUAGCCGGCAGCUCUUCAGUUGUGCGGCAUGUAAAUGGUGUUCAAGGUAGCAGGGCUGACAUGAUUAUUUCAGUUAUUAUCAAGCAAGCUGGACUUAAGCUACAAGAGAAUGGUAUCUUUCUUAAUGUUGUCAGUGGAGUUAGCCUGACAGAGACAGCCGGUGAUCUAGCAAUAGCGGCCGCAAUUUGCAGCAGCUUCUUGGAAUUCCCCAUACCACACGGCAUAGCAUUCGUUGCAGAAGUUGGUCUUGGUGGCGAACUUCGUAUGGUAGCACAACUGGAGAAACGAGUGAGCACGGUGGCAAAGCUUGGAUAUAAGAAGUGUAUCGUACCCAAGCAAGCAGUGAAGUCGCUGUCGGAGGUGCAUCGAGGGCCAGAGGCCAUGGAGAUUGUGGGAUGUAAUAAUUUGAAGGAGAUGAUCAACUCUGUUUUCACAAGCAACUGAUGAUGGAAAUUUGCUUGCUUUGUUAAUUUAGGGUGUAUAUAUAUGCACUGCAAUUUCCAGACAUUCGAAAAUGCACGUGGCAUCUCAACAUUUGACAAGCGUAUCAACAUCAUACAUCUCCGUUGA